Acanthosepion pharaonis is the source of this 1221-nucleotide messenger RNA. The record is from the annotation of a GenBank genome assembly. NCBI's taxonomy places the organism in Eukaryota, Metazoa, Mollusca, Cephalopoda, Sepiida, Sepiidae.
AUGCCUGACUCGAGACUCGAUUUCUAUCUUCCAGGCUAUCCUUUUUUCUUCCUUUCUUUAUUUCUUUCUCUCUUUGUCUGUCGUUUUCGAUCUAACUUUCUUUUUCUCACUGUCUAUCUGGCUGUUUUUUUUUCUAAUCUACUCUCUCGCUAUCUGAAUACCUUCACCUUUCCUUUUUGUUUAUUUCUCAUUUUUUCAGUUUAUCUAUAUUUGUUUCUAUCUUUGCCUAUCGGCAUCUAUUUUUUCUCUUUGUCUAUAUAUCUAUGUAUAUGGUUUAUCUAUCUAUCUAUCUAUCUAUCUAUCUAUCUAUCUAUCUAUCUAUCUAUCUAUCUUUACGACAAUUUAUCCAUCGCACCUUGUAUAUUCUCUUUCUCUCUGUCGAUCAGUCUCGUUUUUUUCUCUUUCUUUGUCCAUCUUUUUUUUUCUCACCUACCUUCUCUUUUAACUAUCUUACUUCCUCUUUCGCUAUCUCUCUUUCUCUACAUACCUCUCUUUUUGUCUAUUUCUUCUUUUUCUAUCUAUCGAUAUCUCUCUCUCUUUCUCUCUAUAUUUCUUUCUUUCUUUAUCUAUCUAUCUAGCUAUCAAUUCAUCUAUAAUGAUUUCCCAAGGGCAAACUUGCUAAUCAUUACACCAAGUCGAGAUGCUUCUUUCUUUCUUUCUUUCUUUCUUUCUUUCUUUCUUUCUUUCUUUCUUUCUUUCUUUCUUUCUUUCUUAUACGGUUCAUUAUCUAUCUAUCUAUCUAUCUAUGAGACUCUAUCUGUGAGAAUCUAUCUAUCUAUCUAUCUAUCUAUCUAUCUAUCUAUCUAUCUAUCUAUCUAUCUAUCUAUCUUAUACGUAUGUUUCUCUAUCUAUCUAUCUAUCUAUCUAUUAGUCUGUUCACAUCUAUCUAGCUCUCUCUUUCUCUCUCUCUCUCUCUCUCUCUCUCUCUAUCUAUCUAUCUAUCUGCCAGUUCAUAUUUGCCUGUUCAUAUCUAUCUAUAUAUCUAUCUAUUCACAUCUAUCAUUAGUCUAUUCACAUCUAUCUAUCUAUCUAUCUAUCUAUCUAUCUAUCUAUCUAUUAGUCUGUUCACAUCUAUCUAGCUCUCUCUCUCUCUCUCUCUCUCUCUCUCUCUCUAUCUAUCUAUCUAUCUAUCUGCCAGUUCAUAUUUGCCUGUCCAUAUCUAUCUAUCUAUCUAUCUAUCUAUCUAUCUAUAUUAGCCUAUUCACAUCUAUCUAUCUAUAA